CCAGUUUUCCUCAAGAUACAGCUGCACGAUUCAAUGGAGCUGCCACACUUUCUGGAGCGGGAGUUUCGCGCUGGUGUACAAACAACUGGACUUCCAAACAUACACGCUGUUCGGAAGACGAGGGUGUAGUUUAACUGUUUGAAUGUUAUUAUGGCUGUUUGUGACUCGAAACCCGUUCCCGCGAAACUGCUCAAUGCCGCGCCUCCGUACGGACAUGUUAUCGUUAAUGAGAAGUGGAGGGGCUCAACACUCGUGCAGUCUUUAAAAGGGAGUGUGAAGACAAUCUUUGAAGAGGAGCUUGGUGUUGUGGACUUCUGUCUCAGUAAUAAAACAUGUGUCCUGUAUGUGACAGAGAGCGAUCUGGUUGCCGGAAGUGGCCACAGGAGGAAGAUUGCCCGCUUUAGAAAUGCAAACAGUGGUCUGCAGGGUAUUGUGAUCGUGGAAAAGACUCAUCUGAGUGAGCAGUAUUUCAGCGGACUGCAGAAGUUUGUUGUUUUUGAGUUGGGUCUGACUUUAUUACCUGUGUCCAGUCCUGUUGAAGCGGCUCAGCUCAUAGGGCAACUGGUUCUUGGAGAGAACAAGGAGAACCCAUUUCGCAGGAAAAGUGUGUCUAGACUGCUGGAACCGGUAGUGUUGAAUCUAGUCCAACAGAUUCCUGGGGUUGGAAAGGUGAAGGCUAUGUUACUUCUUCAGACGUUCCCCAGUAUUUAUGAGCUCAGCGGUGCUUCAGUGGAUGAGCUUGAGCCUAUAGUGGGCCAGAGUACAGCCCAAAACAUUACAGCAUUCUUCCAUACCCAGUUCACAUAAACUCUGAUAUUCUCCAAUCUGCCACAUUAUUUUACCCAUAGCUUGUCAAAUUUUAUUUUGUUAAUAUUGAAUGAAUAUAUCUUAUCUUCUCAUUUGUCGAUAUGUAACCUUACCAUCAUAUGGACAGUAGUGUUUAGCACUGAGGUCAACAGUCAACAAAAGACGGCACUGACGACUUGAUACACAGGGACAUAUAGAGAAUGUGUAUGUCUCCAUAUGUAAAUAUAUUGUAUUUAUGUUACUUGUUGGUUGUCUUCUUUGUACAGGAUGGUAGUGGCACAGGUUAAAUAAAAAUGUAUUUUAAUUUGGAAACAUUGGAUUUAACUUUGUGUCCUCAAGUCGAAUUAAAGAAACAUGUCAUUAUACUUUGCAUGAAAUGAAGCCUAUUUAUUUUCCUGUAAAUUAAGCUAUG
Molecule: messenger RNA, 1219 nt
Organism: Paramisgurnus dabryanus
Lineage: Eukaryota; Metazoa; Chordata; Actinopteri; Cypriniformes; Cobitidae
Gene: faap24
Product: FA core complex associated protein 24
Biological process (GO): interstrand cross-link repair
Cellular component (GO): Fanconi anaemia nuclear complex
Molecular function (GO): chromatin binding
Source: RefSeq, a predicted model, not a curated record